AUGGUUGACCUGCCACCAAUCCCUCCCGAACCUUGUCCACCCACGCUAUUGGAAAGUGAAGAACAAUUCGGCAACCCUUUCAAGUACCCGCAUGAAAUCUCAGAGAUCAUCUGCCCUCUUCUACUCGCUGACAGUGGUUGUUCCACUACUUCAGAGAUUUUGUCUGUUGUAGAGCAAGUUCAUCCACUGCUGGUGGCCUAUGUAGAAGAGUUGAAGAAGAACAAUCAGAAAAGCGAUCGCAUAGGCAUACUAUUGUGCCAAACUUGUUAUUCAUUUGCUUGUCAAACCCCUCCCUGUCACCAUAAGAUGAAGGAGUGGAGCAUUUGGGCCCCUACAGCCGAGGAGUAUGAUUUGUUACCUCCAGACAAGGCUAGUUUCCUUUUCUUGCAUUUUUUCUCUGUGACACAUCGCUACAAAAAUCGCGAGGCACAGUACCUCAAAUACAAGAUGGAGUGGAUCGAGAGUGAUAAAGCAUACAGAGAUGCGCUUAAGAGUCACGAGCAAGCCAUAAAGCUUCACGAAAAAGCCAAACAGACUAGAGCUGCCACAGAAUUGAAGGCCAAAAAAGGUCUCAAGGAGAAGAAAUUGAAGCUGCUUGCUGUAGCUGGACAAACCAAAACUGAUCCCAAGGCUAAAGCCUCACAGAAGCCAAAGAGAUACGGACAAUUUAAGGUCCAAAUGCUGGAGAGCAUGCAGCUUUCCAUCUCUUACACUUCAUUUCAGUCAUUUACUGAACCUGAAAAUGUCUUGAAAGUUGCUUGUCUUGAGGCAUCAAAUCUGCAUCAAAUCCCACUCCCACCUUCGGAGACAAAUGAUGCAUCAUCUGCCAGCACUUUCUCUUUCGACCCGGUCUUGCUUUCCCGUGUAUUGGAUUUAGGACCUCCUCAGCGGGCCAUGUGUUAUUCUUGCUUCAUGGCUGGUCAUGGGGUGUCCUGUGACCAUGAUGAAUUUACUUCAGGCACUUGCAUGUGCUGCCACGAUGGUCAUAGAGGCUGCAAAUCGCUUGCCUGCUCCCCUGGCGACCAAAGGCAGUUGGUCAAUACUGUCUUUCAAGCAUCCCAUAGCAGUAAUGAAGCCAUCACUCAUCAGGUAGCACAGAUUGAACACUGUCAGUCCUUAGUAUCUGGCCUGUCUCAAAUUGUUGCUUUCGAAGAUGGAACUCCAGGAGAUUCCAUUCCUGUAUUGAAGGAGAUGGUAUGCAAGUAUCCUCUUCUUCAGCGCUUGGUUGAAGUGGGUUUGCUCAAAUUGAAUGACCCCAAUCUAUCUCCUGCAUACAUUGGUCACCUGGCAAAUGAUCAUACAUCUUCAACGAGUUCAGUGUCCACAAAGCCCAGUCCAGAAACCAUGGAAGGCAGCAGUGCUAGCAGCCAAGGGACUGAUGAUGAAGUAAUGGAAACCUAA
Messenger RNA from Desarmillaria tabescens, 1401 nucleotides. RefSeq lists its product as uncharacterized. The transcript has 7 exons. The record is from RefSeq and is a predicted model, not a curated record. The coding region runs from base 1 to 1401 and encodes 466 amino acids. NCBI's taxonomy places the organism in Eukaryota, Fungi, Basidiomycota, Agaricomycetes, Agaricales, Physalacriaceae.